AUGAGUACGACGAGCCCUUACAUCGUCGAGCCCAUUGGGCCUCACACCCACAGUCUAAUUCUUCUUCACGGCCUUGGCUCAAACGGUAAGAAGUUUGGCCGCGAGCUUAUUGAAACAGGCAUCUCCUCUGAUGGCAAAUCAUUGCCCGACCUUCUACCUGGUGCAAGAUUCAUCUUUCCGACUUCAAAGAAAAGUCGCUCAAUCGCCUUCCGCCGGGCGAGAUUGACCCAGUGGUUCAACAUUGCUUCACUGGACGACCCUUCUUAUCGCAACCAAUCGCAACUCCAAGGCAUGGAAGAGUCAUCACGCGAAAUCUUUCGUCUCAUCAACCAAGAACGCGAGAGAGUACCAGACAAAAACAUCAUUUUGGGCGGGAUCAGCCAAGGAGGCGCUAUGGGCUUUAUGUGCCUGCUAGCAAUGGAAUUUUCUCUCGGAGGAUACAUCGGAAUUAGCAGCUGGCUUCCCUUUGCUGCCGAAAUCGAAAGCUUGGAUAACGACUCUGACGACACGUCCUUUUCUGACGAGGAUGAUAACCCAUUUGCUGUUUCUGACAACGGAGACGGCUCAGGCAACAAAAGUGCCCAAGUCCAUGACUACGCCAGAGAUCUCUUAUAUAUGGAAACGGGGGACUCAUCGAAUGUGGGGUCACUAUCAACACCUGUAUUUCUCGGCCACGGAGAAGCAGACGAGAAGAUCAAGCCUGAACUUGGCGAGGGGGCGUGCCGCAUCCUGCGCUCAGUUGGAUAUGAUGUACGUUGGAAAGGCUAUGCUGGACUGGGUCACUGGUACAAGGUUCCGGAUGAGAUCGACGAUAUCUUGGAUUUCAUUAGAGAAAAGGUUGGAUGGUCAUUGUAG
Messenger RNA from Fusarium poae, 855 nucleotides. RefSeq lists its product as uncharacterized. The transcript has a single exon. Gene Ontology annotation, biological process: protein depalmitoylation. Gene Ontology annotation, cellular component: cytoplasm. Bases 1 to 855 code for a protein of 284 amino acids. Lineage: Eukaryota; Fungi; Ascomycota; Sordariomycetes; Hypocreales; Nectriaceae. Gene Ontology annotation, molecular function: palmitoyl-(protein) hydrolase activity; carboxylic ester hydrolase activity. The record is from RefSeq and is a predicted model, not a curated record.